This is a messenger RNA of Drosophila willistoni, 2781 nucleotides long. It is a transcript of the gene REPTOR, whose product is annotated as protein CREBRF homolog. The record is from RefSeq and is a predicted model, not a curated record. Gene Ontology annotation, molecular function: RNA polymerase II transcription regulatory region sequence-specific DNA binding; DNA-binding transcription factor activity, RNA polymerase II-specific. Lineage: Eukaryota; Metazoa; Arthropoda; Insecta; Diptera; Drosophilidae. Bases 247 to 2709 code for a protein of 820 amino acids. Gene Ontology annotation, cellular component: nucleus. Gene Ontology annotation, biological process: regulation of transcription by RNA polymerase II; response to unfolded protein. The transcript is spliced from 5 exons.
GUUGUUAAAUUGUUUUUUUAUUUCUUCUCAAAAACAAAGCUAAAGAAAAUGUCUACACUUAAUCACUGACUGGAGAAAUUAUCACUAAGCAUAGCCUGAACCUGAAGGUGAACUAAACACUGAAUUGAACGCAGUUAAAGCGUUCGGUGGGCCUGUUUGGGCCACCUGUGCCCCAUCAAUCCCCUUCCCCCUUCCAUUUUGGAAAUUUGGUGGCAGUGGCAAUAUAAAUUACACACGUUUUUUGCAAUGACAGAGAAUCAAAUGUAUCCCAUGUCAUCGGAGUUCUUUGACACUGGAUCGAAUAGCAGCAGUAAUACAUUGAAAUACGAUUUAUAUACGUUGGGAUCGAGUGUUGUGGGUGCGGCCCUGCCCACAUUGACCAUUAAUACGGGCUAUGGAAAUAUUAGUAGCAGCAUAAGCAGCAGCAGCAGCAACAACAAUAUUAAUAAUAAUUCCUCAAAUGUGAUGCUCAGUACAACGGCCAUAACCAUACCACGUAGUAAUAAUCCAAAUCAAAGUCAUCCAACUUAUCAUCAUACGAGUCCAUUGAUACAUUCAUUGCCCAAUAGCAUAAUGACCCACCAACAGCAACAACAUUCGUCGCAGCAUCAGCAGCAGCAGCAGCAGCACCAACAACAGGAUCAACUGCAUCAUCAUACGCAACAGCAGUCCAUGCCCUUGGGUGAACUCUCUGAUUUUGGUUUGGAUGCCUUAGAUGCCUCACUGUCGCCCACUCUGUUGCAAGAUGUUAGCCUGAGUGUUGCCUCACCAUUGAAUAAUCAACUUUAUAAUGGCAAUACGGCGAAUUCAAAUGAUCCCGGAACACCUGGAGGUGGAGCCUAUUUCAAUCCCGAUAUAAGCUCCACAUUGAGCCUGAGUGUUGUGGGUGGUCUUAGUGGGGAUCAAUCGUUAAUGUCCAAUGAAUUGCUCUACGAGAUGACACCCAAUUCGAAUGCCAUGUGGAGUGAUAUAAGCAGUGCCAUUGUCUAUACCAAACCGGAGCCAUUUAGUCUUGAUGACGAUUAUAUAUUUCCCAACGAUAAGGCCGAGAUUCAGGCAGCCGAAUUGGCUGAUCUGAAUGGUGGAGAUUUUCUUGAUGUUAUUGGUAAUAUUGAGGAUCUAUUGCCGGCUACGACUGUAUCGCAGAAUGUUAAUUUCUUGCUAUCGCCGCAAGGAGGAUCGCAGCCAGAUGGAACACAUGAUUCAUUGCCCAUGGAGUUGCUUCAACAACAACAACAACAGCAACAACAACAACAGCAGCAGCAGCAGCAACAACAACAACAACAACAACAGAGUGGCAGCCUGCCCCACUUGCAGACGCUACUUACACUCAAUCAGCAGCAGCAGCAACAGACCCAAUCAAGUAGUUCCUCCACUAGUCCCUAUGAGAUCUAUCACAGUACACCCCAAAAGCCAGCCUCACUGGCUUCCAACAGUUUCUCGCCCUCGCAAUCUCCCUUGACCACACCACCACCACCGCCGCCACAUGCCAAUCGCUCUCAAUAUCAAAUGGUCAAAUCGCGUAAUAUGCAGGAAUUGAUAAAGAAAGGUUACCCACCCAUGGCUGGAGGCAUGUCCUCACCAUCGCCGCCAGGAGAUCGCAGUCAACAGACAGCCGCUCUGAGUCCCGGCGGUAGCAGUGGCUUUGGCAGUGCCGCUUCGGCCAAUAGUACAGGUCCUUUGAUCACCACACCCAGUGGCUCUCAGGUGGCACGCAAAUCCUUUGCUAUACAUGGAACAGCCGAAAGCUCACAGCUGAGUCGCUUGAGCAGCUCGGCACCCACACAUUUGGGACUGGAGCAUAUCUGGAUGCGGCGUGAACCGCGUCAGCAUUUACUAUCGACUGGCUCGCUGGCCGAGGCCGAGAGUUUCUCAUCGUUGAGUACGGGCAGUGUCCUCUCACCGGAUGGCAUUGAUUUCUCUCAGGACGAUGACGACGAUAAUUCAAGUGAGAAUAGCGACAACUAUGACGAUUUCAGCAGCGACAAUGGUGGAUCUGGCGAUGAGGAUGAGACACGCACCUCGACACCAAAUCAGUUGUCCUCGAGCAAGGGUAAAGAGCGUUUCUUUUGGCAAUACAAUGUCCAGGCCAAGGGACCAAAGGGCAAAAAGUUGGUCUUCAACUCGUCGAAACUUGAGGAUCCUCAUGUUCUCAACGAAGUCACGGAUCCAGUGUUUAGCCCCACCUGUUCUGUGCGCGGCAUCAAAGUGUACAAACAUAGCGGCAAAGCCCGAAAAGGUGAUGGCAAUGAUUUGACUCCCAAUGCCCGAAAACUGCAUAAUAUUGGCAAAGAGCUGGACAAACUGAGUCGCACCAUCAAUGACAUGACUCCCGUCUCCGAAUUGCCCUUCAAUGUACGCCCCAAAUCUCGCAAGGAGAAGAAUAAGCUGGCAUCGCGUGCUUGUCGUCUGAAGAAGAAAGCCCAGCAUGAGGCCAACAAGAUAAAGCUAUAUGGACUGGAAAUUGAACAUAAGCGUCUCAUCAAUGGCAUUGCUGAGCUAAAGCAGGCCUUGGCUCUUAAGCAUCGGACUCACAGUAUGGGUGAAUCCACGGAGGAGGUGGAUCAACAAAUUACACGCAUUUACACCACAGCCUCAACAGGCAUACGUGUGGCAGGCGGUUCAACUGAUUUUGUGAACAAAGUUCUGGAGAACAUGCGUGGCGGUUUACCAAACGGUGGACUCGAGGAGUUGCGUAAAUCAUCUUAGAGAUCAUGCCAAAUAUAACUAUUGAACCGCCCAUCAAGUUUAGUCUAUUAAGAAAGAAUUUAGAAUUAAAAA